Messenger RNA from Vidua macroura (Pin-tailed whydah), 2024 nucleotides. It is a transcript of the gene DUSP12, whose product is annotated as dual specificity phosphatase 12. Lineage: Eukaryota; Metazoa; Chordata; Aves; Passeriformes; Viduidae. Gene Ontology annotation, biological process: protein dephosphorylation. The record is from RefSeq and is a predicted model, not a curated record. Gene Ontology annotation, cellular component: nucleus. Gene Ontology annotation, molecular function: protein tyrosine/serine/threonine phosphatase activity. The transcript is spliced from 6 exons. Bases 101 to 1048 code for a protein of 315 amino acids.
AAAUCACUCCCUCCCUCCUGGCAAGGGAAACGGAAAGCGGCGCCGUGCCCCUCCCGCCGUGCCGGGAGGGGGCGGCGCUUCCCUCCCGCCUCCCGCAGCCAUGGCGGCUCCCGGCGGGAUGGUGCCGGUGCUGGCGGGGCUCUACGUGGGCGGCGCCGAGUCGUGCUCGUCCCCGGAGGCGCUGGCGGCGGCGGGGGUGGUGGCGGUGCUGACGGUGGACGCGGAGGAGCCGCCGGCCGUGCCGGGGGUGCGGGCCAUGCACGUCCGGGCGCGGGACGAGCCCGGCGCGGACCUGCUGAGCCACCUGGACGAGUGCGCCGCGUUCCUGGGCGCAGCCCGGGCGGGCGGCGGCGCCGCGCUCGUCCGCUGCCACGCCGGGGUGAGCCGCAGCGUGGCCGUGGUCGCCGCCUACCUGAUGAAGACGCGGGGGCUCGGCUGGGAGGAGGCGCUGGCCGCCGUCAGGGCCGCCAAGCCGGACGCGCAGGUGAACCCGGGCUUCCAGGGGCAGCUGAAGCUCUACGAGGCGAUGGGGUGCGCCGUGGACACCAGCAGCGUCCUCUACAAGCGGUACCGGCUGGAGAUGCUCAGCGAGAGGUUCUCCGAACCUCAAGACUUGCCCCAAGAAGUCUUUGCAGUUGAUCCUACCACUGUAUGUCAAACUUUGAACACAGAGGUUCUCUACAGAUGCAGGAAAUGCAGACGCGCUCUGUUCCGUAGCUCCAGCAUUUUGUCCCACACGGAAGGAAUGGGACCGACAGCUUUUGCCCACAAGAGGAUAACAGAGUCUGCACGGCUUUCUGGGAAUGGCCAGGAAAAGUGCACCUCGUACUUCAUCGAGCCUGUGCAGUGGAUGGAACCGGCAUUGCUCGGAGUAAUGGAAGGACAGCUUCUGUGUCCCAAAUGCACGUCGAAGCUGGGCUCCUUCAGCUGGAGGGGGGACCAGUGUUCCUGUGGCCGCUGGGUGACGCCAGCCUUCCAGAUCCACAAAAGUCGAGUGGAUGAAGUGAGGACACUGCCUGUUGGUAACUUCCAAACUGCCAAAACCUGAACUCAUCGCUUCACUUGAUGGAUUUCUUAACAUCUACCAAGAACUACUAGUCCAUGGUUGCCAGGAAAUGAGCUUGACUUCCACCCCUUAGUGAGGUGAUGGAAUUACUUGAACACCUUCAGCUUGCUGUAUCUCUUAAUAUAGUCUAUGAAAUAUCAGAACACUUUCUUCAAAGAGGUGUUACAGAGUGGUCAAAUCUACAAAAUGGGCCAAAUGUGGUGUUUUUAGUGUGUUCUUCACUUAUGUGUUGCUGUUCACAGAAGGUCUCAACUCCUUAUUCAGAAGGAGUUGCUGUGGCCAGUAGUGCUGCUCAGCUUCUGAUCCAAAGUGCCAAGUGCCCUCAUAUGGUACAAUUACAGUUGUUUUGCAUGUGUGGCAGCAAAAGGCAAACUCAUAAUUACACUUUUAUUGUAUUAAAAGUAAUCCUAAAAAUAGCUGCCCCAAGAGUAUUUACUUUGUAACUCUUUCAUGUAAUGUGUGAGGAGAUUGUGCAAGCUCUAAUGAAUGGGAGAACUGAAGUAAAGAGUCCAUGCCAAAUUACUGCUUGCAGUUUUGAAGAAAUCCCUAAAGUGAUGAAGUAAUUUUUUCUAAGCAAGCUGUCACCUUUUGUGAUGGGCUGCUGUGUACACCACUGUGGUACAGGUUUGGUUUGACAUAAGAAAAUAGGACAGAUAAAACCUAAUUUAAAUCAAUUUUAUUUUCAUUGACUUGAACAAUUUUUUUUAAUUUAUUUUUUUUACACAAUUUCCAGCAACGUACAUUAUGAAAUAUACAAGAUAAAGUAGGUGGUGGGGUUCUGCCCAUGUUGUAAUUCCUCCCACAGCUGUGGAAGGAAGACUUGCAGGACACAGAGAACAUCAGAAUCUCAACACUGAAAACAGACACAAAACAAAAAGGACAAAAAUAUAUAUGAAACUUUGAACUGGUCACACUUCAGGGCCAGGUACAGCACAAUAAAUAUUAGAACUGCAUUAUC